GCGUGAUAUCCUUCCGCGGUGGAGAAGCGCGCGGCCCUUUCCCUCCCGACAACACAGGAUGUAAACGGGUGGCGGUGAACGUACGAGACGUUACUCUGCGCCACACAGCCGUUAACAUUUCCCCACAUCAUCCUAGAGAGAAACACCGAGCCGACACCGAGGGACGGACGCCGCUAUUAACACCGACUGAACCCGCCCUGAGGCUGGUACCGAGUGAGCUCCGUGGAAGAAAUAUAAUCCGCUGUGAGCGCUGCGCGGCAACCGAAACUAGCGAGCUCGCGAUCGAGUGAAGAGAGAGAGAGAGGCAGCCGGCGGACGGAAUGGAGCUCAUCACUAUCCUCGAAAAAACGGUCUCUCCAGGUAAACACUCACACCGGACACUUCACCAGUGUUGUAUCCGUCUUCAGGUGGAGGCUGCUGAGUAAGCGCGGCGGUUGUUAGCGCCGGUGAAAGUUUGAAGCAGGGAGGAGGGAAACGCUUCGCUUUAGCGGGGUGUUAGCUCCUGAGGCUAACCGAGCAUAGAUCUCGGCCUCAGUUUCUAUGGAAAACGUUGGUGACUUAGCAACAUGUCAGAUGGAUUUUUUAAAACCCUGACAGGGACAUUAAGAAUCCAGUGUGUCCAGAUGAUCUCAAACUAAGAUGCCGUGUCAUCACAAUGCGGAUGUUUCUGCUGUGACAGCUGCGUGUAGCCGGUUAGCAGUGCCGACCCUGCCCAUGCCUGCUGGAGCGGCUGUUAGCUUGUAUCAUUCAAACUAUCGGCCGCUUCGCCCCUGCUAACGCCACCUAAGAGACACUGAGAAGAGAGAAAAGUUCAUCGAGAUGCUGUUUUGAUUAUACCCGACCGCUUUGAAUAAAGUUACCCCUGUUUUGAAAUGUUGACUGAUAAUCUGGAAAACUUUAUUUCUGUCACUCUAAACGUGUCUGUGGGCUAAUGCUAGCAUGCUAACCGCGCACGUUGGAGCCUCUUGGUGUUACCGUGAACAGACUGGGUGUAACAUCAGUGUCCUUUAACUAUAAAAUUACACAUCAGUGAAUGAUAUCAGCAAACAUCUGCAUGUAGAGAUCAGAAUAAGUGCUGUAACACGCUCCACCACCCGGUUUGAGCUCAUAUCUGAACCCUCUCUCUGAAGUCGUGCGUUAGCCUUCCGGCUAACCAUAUCUGUCAGCUAACGAGCUAACCUUACAUUGAAUAACCCCUCUCCCCCUCCUCUCCCCGCUCUCUCUCCGCAGAUCGGAAUGAAUUGGAGGCGGCACAGAAGUUUCUGGAGCAGGCGGCGAUAGAGAACCUGGUGAGUGUGACAGUGUGAUGGUGCUAACUGUUUUUUGGCGGGGUCAGUGAGCGGGGUUGGAGGAGACGAGAGAAGCUAACUGACCUGAUGCUACAGUCAGGCUGCAGCAUGGAUGGAGUAAAGAGGAGCUCAGGACAGCUGGAGCCCGCCCGGCUUCUCCUCCUCUGCUGCCCCCCUCCCUUCUCUGUCACACACACACACACACACACACACACACACACUCACGUAUGCUCACACUAGCAGCCUGCUCGCGCCAGCAUUUCAUGGAAGCAGCUACACCCAUCUGAUGUGGUGGAGGCAGCACAUCAUCUGGUUAAAUCAGUGGUUUUCAACUGGUCUCACUCAGGGACCCACAUUUUCCCAUGGUCCUUAAGUUGUGACCCACAAACAACCCACAAAUUUAUUUUCUAUAAAAAAAAAAGCCUUAAGACUCUAAUCUUUAACAUAAAUGCACUUGUUUUAUUGAGUAAAGUGCAUUUCAGAGCACAUGAAGCGGGUAAGAUGAGGAGACAACUACUGAAGUUUCGUAUACAGAAAACCUCAAGUAUCUAAUAAAUAUUGCAUUAAAUAUUUACUUUUUUGACCAGCUGUUUGUGAUUCGUCCAGAACGUGUCGGCGACCCACUUUUGGGUCGGGACCCACAGUUGAGAACCACUGGGUUAAAUUAAUGACAAAAAUAAUCAGGGGUGCAUGAUCACAAUUUUCUGGCCGAUCACCAAUCUUAUACCGAUUUUGAUUUUGAGACGCGUCCCGGGGAAAGUCCCGCCUCCUUCGCCUCUGAUUGGCUAGAAAAGCUGGAAACGUCAUCACACGCUCAAGCCAAACGGUCAGCACUUAUAGCCAAUCAGAAGUGAUAAGAUAAGCAUGUGAAACUAUGGUAACAACUGUCAGCUUACGUUAGCACAGAUGAGAAUUAAAACAAAGAUUUCUGAAAUAAUCAUACGACAAAAACAGUCCCGGUGUGUAAGGAGCUUUAGUUCUCUCAAAUAUACCGUAUUUUUCGCACUAUAAGGCGCACUUAAAAUUCUUUUGGCUUGUUGGAUCACUGCAGCUACCGUAGCCUCGCAGAGUCAUUGAAUGCGUUAAAUAAAGUUUGACUUAUCUGACUGUUUUGUUUGGCUGAAUGCGCUUUAUAAUCCGGUGUGCUUUAUAUAUGAAAAUAGACGCGAAUAAGAUGCGUUCAUUGAUGGUGCGCCUUAUAAUCCGCUGUGCCUUAUAGUGCGAAAAAUACAGUAUAUGAAAAGUUUAGAAUAUUGUCCAAACUGCUAAAUUAUAUCGGUUCCGUUAGUCUUUUAUUUUCCACAUUUUAAAAAUGAACAAUACUUACGCUACAGGUCACACUGCAGGCCUGUUUUGAGCCUCUUACCAAAAUGAAGUACACAGCAGUAUUUUGCUUUUACAAAUAAAGGAAACCACAAGGUUUGAGGAAGUUGGUAGAAUAAUAAUCUACAGGACAAACUAACAACCAAUCAACUGUUCUGAGUCUUAGGUUUCCUUGUAGUGGGUUCAACAUGCUUGGUUGAUCACACUUUGGAUAACUGUUGUGUAUGCCGCUCGCACUGACGCAAAGCAAAAAGCUACAACGGCUGACUUUCAGACCUUUGCUGAGGUAGAUAAGAACGGUGGAUAAAAUCUGUUUCAUGUGUAAAGAUCAGUCGAUCACUGAUCCCCCAAAAUUGAGGAACUCUGCGCCCAUCGAUCGGCCAGCCGAUUUAUCAGUGCAUGUUUAAAAAUAAUACAUUUUUGUUAUUAAGGGGUAAGAUUACCAAUUGUUCAACCCAGUUUCUCCUCUAUCUACUUCACAUUUUCCUUAUUAAGAUUUAGUUUUUGGUCCUGAAAGUGUAGAGCUUACCUGUAAUUCAAUGGCGACAUAUAUGAACCUGCUUCAUUGUUACAAAGCUGUGAAAAUGAUGAGCAGGUAGACACAGUUGUAGAAACAAAAUAAUGCAAGAGAAGUGCUACGGUGAGCGCAUGAUCACAUUUUAGAAAGGGUAAAAAUUUGACUGUUCAGUGUGAUGUUUUUAGAUGUCAGAUACACACUCAAAAACUCCCUACAUGAGGGAUUCAUAGAUCUAAUCAUGUGAAAAGGUUCCUACCAAGCCGUUUCAGUACAGGAUUUCUAAUACAGCGUGCAUGGAUGCAGAAUGAAAUUGAAAUUUGAGUUCCUACACAGCUGGAAGAUGCAAAAGGACCACACCCGUAAUAUGCUUUUCACGUCAUGGCAGCCGUCACAACACAAAAAAGCAAGAAGUAGAAGAUCCUUCACUGUCAUUAAUGUCUCCUGUGUGGGAACAUUAUAGUUAUUCAAUAUAAAGCAAUAUAUAUAUAUUAAUAGAUAAAGACAUGUCAGUAAGACCAAAGCAGUUUGCCCAAACUUGGCAUCAUUUGGAUAUGUUGAUGGAAAUGCGUCCAACUUGUUCGCACGUUUGAAGCAGUGCCACGCAGAUGUAAACAACAACAACUGUUAGGAAAAAGACACUUGUUCAAAAGCAGCUUCCUCUCAAUUUUCAACAGCCUUUACCUGGUAAUUCUAAGCUAAAGAGAUAGCAAACGCUAGUGGCGUUUUUAUGGCAGCGGUACUACAACCAUGUUCAGUUGUUGAGAACACAGGGUUUUAACACAUUGAAGGUGAUACAGCCCUGAUAAAAAAUUCUCUUGUCUUUCAUGAACAGACAAAAACUGCUGUUGUGCACAGCCGCUGCACUUGACAUUGUGUAAAAAAAGGAAGCUCUGUUCGUUCUUCAAGGAUGAAAGAGUCUUUGUGUUGCAUGUCUCCCAAAAGUAAAACAAACCAUUACUUUAAAACUGAGGUACAUAUCGAACCGUGACUCUUGUGUACUGUUACAGCCUUACAGAUAUCCCAUCCUGGUAUCAGUCAUCAGCCUGAUACUAACCCACAAAGCCAGAUUAUGUUCUUGUUUAUUUAACAUGGCUCUACAGUAACAUCAGUGCCGUGACAUUUAACCACGCACGACUCGUGAAAUUAGUUAAUAUGUGUAAAAAAGUAAAGAAAAACUAAAGAUGCUAUCUGCAUGAUGGUGGUACUGGAAGAUAUUUCCCUAUAAAGUUAAUUAUUGGCAUCCACAGUAAUAAAAGUUUCUGCUGAUAUUAAGGCUGCACGAUAUUGGAAAAAAAUAAUAUUGCGAUUUUUUCAACCCUGCGAUAUUAAAAAUACAGUAUUUUCACCAGAUGACCUGAAUAGCACUUAAUGUUAUGCUGCACUGCUGAAAUCUUGAGGACAGUUAAUCUGCUCUGAUCUUACCUCUUUUUGUGAAUGUUAGUAGAACGGCUUCUGUCUGUCUCAGAGAUAUUUUUAGCUUUUAUUGUGCUGGGACGUUAUUGUGGCAACAGAUGAACACAGAAGACGUGUUUUGGUCGACAUCAUCCUUCUUUUAACCGAAAUAAUUCCAGAUAACUGACUUUCCUUUUCUUUUUGGCAACAAAUCUUCAUUUUCGGUGGUUUUCGCUUGUUCGUUGUUCAUUUUGCGAUCGUUGUUGUUGUUGUUAGCGGUGUUGUGCUGAGAAACGCAUGUCCUCCGAGAAUUGCAUGCACCUCGCAAAACGCGCACUGCUUAUAGUAGAGUGGUCCACGGAAAUGUACAAUUUAAAACCCAUACAGUUCUUAUUUGUUGGGCUUAAUAGUCAGUAAAGUUCCGAAAGUAAUUCUCAGCGGACACACGUCUCCCUCCAUGUGCAGAACAUGUGCAGGGGUGGGUUUUCUCCUCCCUGAUUUUGAUUGACAGCUGGCAGGGUAGUCUGAUUGGCAACUGAGAAGUGAGUCUGAUUGGCAACUGAGUUAAGGACGAAGGCGAUUGGUGGAUCGCUGCACAGCACAUGCAGAGUCACAUGGAGUGUAUCUCAGUCGGUUACCCUUGAAAUUAAAUGAGUUCAUUCACCUCCAAUAUCGCAGGCUCUGCGAUGUGACUAUCGCACACACGUACAUCGCGAUGACGAUAGUCAAACGAUAUAUCGUUCAGGCCUAGCUGAUAUGAUUAAAAGGUGACGCAAUAACCAUGCAGGCAACAAUGGCUCACAGAUGUCGGUUGUAUUAAAGUGUUGCAAACACAAAGCUAACGCAUAAAUGAAAAAAGGUAUAUGACCUAAUUCAGUCAUCUGUUUAUAAAACAAAGAGACUGUCACAGUGAGAAUAACAGUAAAUUUCUGUUACAGGAGAAACUUUGUAUUCUUUAAACAAAAAGGGUGUGUAUAUAAUGGGGAUGCACCGAUACAACUUUUAAUUUUGAGUACAGAGACUAAUGACUGGCUCCACAGUACAUUAUUUUGUUUAUAUGCAAUCUCUGGAUGCUCUGUGUUGUGACUCUUGCACAUGCACACAUAGCAGUUGUGAUGAUCAAACGAUACAUUGUUUAACCGAUAAUGAUUUUCUGCCUCAUCACCGUUAUUAAAUACAGCUGUACUGAAGGAGCCUUCAAAAUUUGUUGUUCAGGAGUUUCUGCUGUAACAGCUUCACAUUUUAAUCAAUGUUUCUCAGAGGUCCCUCGUAGGAGGAUAUCUGUUUUUCAGUGCUGUUAACAAAUAAUUAGGAGUUCACCAGACCUGUAUACGAUAUCUGGUGCCAAUGUGCACUGACAGUAAAAAUGAAAAGCUUCCUGUCAAAUUUUUGAAUUUGUUAUAUUAUAAAUUCCAACAAAACAUUGCUGAAAUGCCUAAAGCAAAUGUGAAAGGAAAACUAAAAAGUACAGUUGUAUUACGUCUCACCAGUCGGAUAGAUAGAUGGAGGAACAUCCAUCUAAGACAAAGUGGUGCAAAAAAAAAUGGACCAAGAGUUUUUAUUGAAUUGAUUUUAUCGCCAUUUAAAAAAAAAAAAAAAAGUGCAAACCUGCCAAAGUCAGUAUUUGUUCCACCACUGUAUAAGUUGAAAAAAGCUGCAUGCUGAGCUGCUUGUUUUACCUGAAUGGACCUUCAAUUUAUCCAGAGGUCUCUGUAAGCAGUCAUUAUCUGUAGAAACACUAGGGGGAAAAGCAGUUUGCUGUAAUUAUUGAGGUUAGGCGUGGUUGGGUCAAAGUGUAAUUCAUUAAUGUUACUUAAAUGCUUUCAGGCUGGGCUGUAAGGGCUGCAAGCUGAGCUGCUCAUAACUCGCUUUUAGCUGAAGAUACUUUUAGUGUUCACUGUCAGAGUUUAGCAGGAGCUGAAUCAGCCACAGGUGUCUCUGCUCUUUUAACUUAUGAAAUUAAUUUUAGUCAAAAGACUGAAAAAAGGACACGUGGUCAAGGGAUUCCUUAAAGUGGCUUCAGUGGACGUGGGCUGUCCUGUGGCUAACUUUUACUCAUGUUAGCUUGAAAAUCAUUCACCUGAGGCUCAAAAUCCUCGAUCUAGAGAAGCGAGUGACUCUUGGAAAGUAGUCUGUUGGGAGUGAUUACAUGUCUGGUCAAAAAGCUGCUGCGUUGAGGAAGCUGAUGAAUGUGACUUACAGGUAAAACAGGUAGAACAGGUGAAAAGGUUAAUGGCUCGGGCUGAUGGUGGAGCCUGCUGUGCGGAUGAUCAGCUGUUCAAAAAGCCUGUCCGAUAAAUAACUGUUUUGAUCCGUCUUUGCAGAGGGAAUGCAGAUUAAGUCGUUUGCUGUAUCUCUGAAGUGAAAGUGAAUCCGUAGUGUGAAAAUGUUGCAUUCAUGUCGAGCAGAAUCAGCCUGAGAAAAAAGUCUCACACUUAGAGAUCAGAUUGAGAUACUUUGUAGGUGUAGUUCUUCUUCUGGGUCUGUUUAAUGUGUUGAUUUGAGCUGGCAGUGCCAUUAACGACACUCCGUUUGGAGGUGUAACAGAUACAGUAACAGAUGAUGCAACAAUGUACAUCAACACAAAGAGGGUGUGACGUGUUCGCUGCUACACAAAAAAGCCUCUCUGUCACCUGUCAGAGGCCAAGGUGCUUUGUGAGUCAUGUAGGAUCCAGCUUUUGAUAUGGAAAAGGUGUCUGAAAGUGACAAUAGCAUCUGCAGCUCUGGUUUUGAUCCACUGUGGAGUGUGGUGACCAAUGUGUUAGACAUUAAAUCUCAGUCGCUGUGGGGAAUCAAUCAUCAGAGUAGACAUUUGUCCCCCUGAAACAAAAAAGCUGCAGGUUUCAGCAGGAAGAUGAAGAUUUAGAAAGAGACAGAGAAGGUAAAUGUUGAUGUUCAAAGAAUUCCCCUAAUAUAGAGAGAGCUUUUUGUCUAAACAAGGAGGAGCAUGGUGCAUUCAGGGUGCUGAGUGUUUAACCGAAGGAGAUGAGGUUGUGUGUGAAGUGUGUGAAGUGUGCUGGCUGUGUAAAAAUCUCUUCAGACAGACUGAGAAACACUGAGGACGAUGUUCAUGGUUGUAUAGUGGAGGGAACUCCUCUUUCCUGUUGUGUCAGUGUUGUGCAGAGUCAUGGUGCAUCAGAGUGCACGGGACAUUUACAGUGAUGAUGCAGCACUCCUCUCUCUGUGUGGAUAUUAGCGACAUUAUUGAUCCGGACGAGAAGCAGACUGUGCGCCAACCUUGCAGACAGGACAGACAGACAGACCAUAUCUAAUAUUGGACAACUGCAUUCAUCAUGAAUCUGAUAAGUGAAGUUAUGACUUCAGACAGGAAGUGGGUCAAUGUCAAGCCAUCUGAUGGUUGGAGGCUGCAGAUCAAACACAGUCAGUAAAUCACUCUCACCCUGUACAGAGAUGCACUGAUCCAAUCCGAUACCUUGGCUGGGAGUAUCGGCCAAUAUCCAAUACUGAUCCAAUAUGACUGUUGAAUGAACUGUAUACCUUGCCCUGUUAGUGAAGGCGUCAGGCUUGACAUUAGCCUUGUUAAAAAAAAAAAAAAGGUAAAUCAACAGAGAUAUGAAUUUACUUAAUAGUAUUUAUUAACAAAUAACAAAUUGCACAUUAGCUCACAGCAAAAAAAGUAAGACCUCCAUGUAAAAAUUUAGUGCAAAAGGAUAGACAGACAUAGAAUAUAGAGCGAACAGAAUCACUGUGUUGCUGUGUAUGAUAUUUAUUAGCAGGGGAAAAAAAGACUGGAUCGGCAACAAUCGAUUUUUCUAAAGUUUCGCAUACUGUGUGUCCACUUCUGACCAAUCAGAUUGUGUUGAUCGUGUUGUUGCAACAUCUGAUUCACUGCUAUAUCCAACAUGGCCGACCGGCUGAUUGUUUACGAGAACAGAGUGCUUUUUGAUAAAAAACACAAAAAUUACAAAGAUAACAACCUGAAGGACAACAUAACGUCGGAUUUCUCAUAUGACGAUAGUUUGUGUGCUUUAACAGUGUGCUAAACGUUUUUUUUUUAACUUUCAUCUGUGCUAACGUAAGCUAACAGUUGUUUCCAUAGUUUCAUGUGCUUAUCUUAUUGCCUCUGAUUGGCUUUAAGUGCAGGGCUUGAGCGUGUGAUGAUGUUUCCAGCUUAUCUAGCCAAUCAGAGGCAAAAGAGGCGGGACUUCCCCCGGGAAAAGUCUUCCCUGGAAUGCGUCUUUCCCCCGGAAAGUCCCAAAAUCACAUCGGGCUUGAUGUGUAUAUUCAGGCGCGUCAAAAUUCUCCUCCGAAUACUUCGUAAUUUUGCGUUCUAUAUUUGCAUCGGCCCCGGUGUGUAAGGGCCUCUACAUUUUAAAAUCAUGGUCUGUGUUCUUUAGACUGAAACUCUUGUAAAAGGAUUUUAAAAACCUUAAACCAGGAGGCUAAAUGUGGAGGCAGCAGCAGGAGCAAGAGUGUCAGCAAUCAAAGUCUCCAGUGUUUGAUUAUGAUUUCACUGUAAAGUCACAGAACAGCUCCUAACUGUUAUUUCCUCGGUAACCUUACCCUCCUCCCAUGUCCUCUUCCCCCCUCAGCCCACAUUCCUGGUGGAGUUGUCAAAAGUAUUGGCGAACCCCGGGAACACUCAGGUGGCUCGAGUUGCUGCCGGUCUGCAGGUGAAGAACUCACUGACCUCCAAAGACCCCGACAUAAAGACACAAUACCAGCAGAGAUGGCUGGCCAUCGACGCCAACGCUCGCCGGGAGAUCAAGAACUACGUAAGACCAUGAAUGCAGACAAUACCUUUGAGCUUCUAGUAAUACAGUUAAUCUAAAGAAAUCUAACAUCUGAGUGUCUUUCUGUUUCCAGGUUUUACAGACUCUGGGCACAGAGACGUACCGGCCCAGCUCGGCAUCACAGUGCGUUGCAGGGAUCGCCUGCGCGGAAAUCCCAGUAAACCAGUGGCCCGAGCUGAUCCCACAACUGGUGGCUAAUGUCACCGACCCCUCCAGCACCGAACACAUGAAGGAGUCCACACUGGAGGCCAUCGGGUACAUCUGCCAGGACAUCGUGAGUGAUUGCACACAUGCACAACGCACCUGUAGAAACUUAAUAACUUAGUAAGAAGAAGCUUCUGAUGGUUUUACAAGAAAACUCUUUUUCUUUCCACCACAAACAGCUGCUGCAUCAAUCUGUUUCUAAACACCUGAGCAGUGAUUUUACCUCACAGAUCUCAGGAGUCAUUGUUCAGCGUUUAGAGGACGACAAACCCGUCUCUUAGUGAAAAUUAAUUUACUCAAAUGAAGUUUUUUAAAGCUUUUCUGAUCUCUGAAAUGAAGACUUAAAAACUUGUCUGGUGUGUAUUUGGUCUGUGAAGAGAAAUCAUGCACCACUCUGACAGCGUGAUGGAAAACAAACCACAAUAUCUGAGACCAACACAUCUUCAAGUCUGAUGUCUUUGAGGAGAGCAACAAAACAGAGUAACUGAAUCAUUCUCCUGUAACAGUCGCUCCAUAAAACCACAUGUCAACAAUCCCGCUUGGAUCAGCCAAACCUCAUGCCCACCAAGUCUGCCUGAAACGUGGGUGUCAUGAUUGAUGACGAGCUUACCAUUCCUCAGUUGAGCAGAUUUACCCUCUAUGUUUUCAGACAGCAGGAGCUUAACACAGGGACCUUUUGAGGAACUCUGUGCAUUUCAAAAGCAGGUGCAAGAGUCUAAAUCUAAUUAAGAAGUUCUGGGAAUUUCGGGGGGCAGGGCUUGCAACGCUGAAUGUGUCCAAUAGGUAGGGUUUUAAUUUCACCUGCAGUUGCAAGCUCAUGGUUUAAGAUGGAGUCAGAAGAAAUCUUACUUUUCUCCUUCCCAGUGAUCUAUUUGUAAUGCAAAGUUGAAUCAAAAGCAGCACUUGUUGAAUCUCCUCCAUGCUAACUGGUCAACUUCAGUGUUGCUCAAACGGUGGUGCUGGCCUGCCCACUGCUUUUUAAUGAGGCAUCUUCCUGGUAUGGCCUUUGUCAUCCUCUUACCACCAGUUCCUGGCAUUGUCGUGCAGUUACUUGUAUUGCCUCAUUGUCCUGAUUUGUUUAAUCUUUGUGGGACUUAAGAAACGCAGGCAACAACUGGCCACAAGAACCAUUUAGUUCCUUUAAGAAAGAGUCCCUGAAACUAAGUGGUUCCUUGCAUUUAUGGUCGAAAUGCUCCCUACAACAUCUGGAAGAUCAGACCCCGCCUGCCAGAGCACACAGCACAGCUUCUUUCACAGGCUCUCUGCAGGCCUCUCUGCAAACACAUCCAAACUUCUGCAGAUGACCGAGAACGCAGCGGUGUGCCUGGUAGAAAAUCAACCCAAAACAGCAUGUUGCCCUGCUGCUCAUGAGUCUUCACGUGCUUCCAGUAAAUGUUCGCAUCAAAGACAAAAGAUUCUUUAUAUUUGCAAAACAGGGACAAAAAUGACUCCAGGAACCUCUAUUCCAUCUAGUCAUGAUGGAGACGACGUUGGCGUUGAUGAUGAUUGUAAUGAUAAAGAGAGGGAUGAGGAAUCUGGUGGAUGAUUUAGAUUGUUUCUGUAGGUGAUGAAGAACCAUUAACCCGGUUGUUGUUUUUCCUUCAGGAUCCGGAGCAGCUGCAGGAGAAUGCUAACCAGAUCCUGACGGCUAUCAUCCAGGGCAUGAGGAAGGAGGAGCCGAGCAACAAUGUGAAGCUGGCGGCCACCAAUGCCCUGCUCAACUCUCUGGAGUUCACCAAAGCCAACUUCGACAAGGAGGUACACACACACACACACACAAACACAGAACCUCACAUUUGUCUGCCUGCUCACUGAUGAACAAAUGUUGAGCAGCACUGUGUUUCUGUUUCAGACGGAGAGACACUUCAUCAUGCAGGUGGUGUGCGAAGCUACACAAUGUCCCGACACCAGAGUGAGUGAUGUCACUGGUUUAUGUGAAGUUUUUAUCAAAACGUUCAACAGACUCAGUUGUUUUCCAGUCUGAAAAUGCUCACCGGAUGUCGUUUUAACUUUUCUUUUUAACGUUUGUGUGUUCAGGUGCGUGUUGCAGCCUUACAGAACCUGGUGAAGAUCAUGUCUCUGUAUUAUCAGUACAUGGAGACUUACAUGGGUCCGGCUCUGUUUGCGGUAAGUUUGGGUUAAAAGUCAUGAAGCUUCAAAUGUUUUCAGUGAGUGACAAGUCAGGAGAGUUUAGCAGCAGGACUCUUCUACUACAGAGCCAUCCAGCAGGGCUUGACACUAACUUUUUUCACAAGGAGCACACAAAGAACUAAAGGGGCACAAUGAAAAUUGAUCAAAUAAUGUCUUAUUGGUCGACCUUAGUACUAUUAUUUGAAAUCAAUUUUAGGUCAGUUGGUCACAUGACAUGGAAGCUAUUGAUUUAAUAAUAAUAUUUUAAUAAUAAUAGUAAUUUAUUGAUUGUCCCUUAUUCAACACCUUCACAGAAGUGUAAGCUACCCAUGCCAUAGACACUUAUAAUCCCCAUACCAUCAGGGAUUCUGUAUUUGAGCUAUCAGACAAGCCAGGUCAUCUCUUCACCAAUCAUCUCUAAUUAUUCUUCUCUCUUCUUCACCCUUCUGUCUUUUACUUUCCUUUCUUCCUCUCCUUCUCCUCUCAGAUCACCAUUGAGGCGAUGAAGAGUGACAUUGAUGAGGUGGCCUUACAGGGAAUCGAGUUCUGGUCCAACGUCUGUGAUGAGGAGAUGGACCUGGCCAUUGAGGCUUCAGAGGUCUGAUUCAGCUGACAGCAUCAUAUUAAUCUGCUGGUUUAGAUAAACGUUCGCUGAGUUUGUUUGGUCACUUCCUGUUUAUCCCUUAUCCAAUCACAGGCCUCGGAGCAGGGGCGCCCUCCGGAGCACACCAGUAAAUUCUACGCCAAAGGAGCGCUGCAGUACCUGGUCCCUAUCCUGACCCAGACCCUCACGAAGCAGGUAGGACACCUCAGGACAACUCAACCGCACUCAACACUCAACCUAAAGUUUUGUCAACCCAAGUGGCUCCGCCGCCCGUGCAACAUCCUGCACGCGAUCAACCAACCCGCUUUGUUUGCAGGACGAGAAUGACGAUGACGACGACUGGAACCCGUGUAAGGCUGCAGGCGUGUGUCUGAUGCUGCUCGCCACCUGCUGUGAGGACGACGUGGUCCCUCACGUUCUGCCCUUCAUCAAAGAACACAUCAAACACCCCGACUGGCGCUACAGGGACGCCUCCGUCAUGGCCUUCGGAUCCAUCCUGGAGGGACCUGAACUGAACCAGCUCAAACCACUUGUCAUACAGGUCAGAAACCAGCGCAACUAUAUCAGGAACCAACUGAACGGCGUAAAAUUUCGAACUAAUGUUUACAGUUUUCUCCUCAUCUAUGCUGUGUGUUUUUAAUCCAAUAAACCAAUGAACAGACACGGCUUACUCUGGAGACAAAAAAGUGACAGCAACAGCUUUUAAAAAGUCUGAAAGGAGACUGCAGAUAAAUCUUGAAGACUUGAAAAACAGGCAACUGGACUGUGUAGAGUUGAGAAGACGUUUCGCCUCUUAUCCAAGAAGCUUCUUUAGUUCUAAAUUGCUAUUGUGAGGAGACCCCUGUCAUGACAGGGGUUGUUAACGACCCUUUCAGGUUGACGACUUGGGGUGGGGGGGACACACCUGGAGAUGGGUUUCUACGACCCAACCCCUCCCAGUCGUUGUCUGUCCCCUUCUCCAGUAAGAUAAAUAUCUGCUCCUCACACUAGCAAUUUAGAACUGAAGAAGCUUCUUGGAUAAGAGGCGAAACAUCUUCUCAACUCUACACAGUCCAGUUGCCUGUUUUUCAAGUCUUCUAGAUAACCAUGACCUGGAUGAAUGAGAAUCUACACGGACGACUGCAGAUAAAGAAGAACCAGAUCCUCCUCUCUGAGUCUUUUCUUCAUCCUCCUGCAGGCGAUGCCGACCCUGAUUGAGCUGAUGAAGGACCCCAGUGUGGUGGUGAGGGACACCACAGCGUGGACGGUGGGUAGGAUCUGCGAGUUGCUCCCUGAAGCCGCCAUCAACGAGGUUUACCUGGCUCCUCUGCUGCAGUGCCUGAUUGAGGGUCUCGGAGCAGAACCCAGGGUGGCCUCCAACGUGUGCUGGGUGAGCGGUGGGCUCCGUGGAGGGCUUCAUGUUUAGAUUCAACACACACACACAGUCGUUAGUUAAAGUAGGAGCUGCAGAGUAAACUUGUUCAUUUGUCCUUCAGGCUUUCUCCUCUCUGGCUGAAGCUGCAUAUGAAGCCACAGACGCCGCCGAGGAUCAGGAGGAGCCGAGCACCUACUGCCUGUCCUCCUCCUUCGAGAUCAUCGUCCAGAAACUUCUCGAGACGACAGACAGGUAAGAAAACCCUGAUUUGAAGCUUUUUGAUCAUCAACUUUUGGGUCUCAAACCAGAUGAGGAUUAAAGGUCAGAUUUCACUGUCUGAUGAUGGUGUCAGUGUCAGAUUAAGCAAGUCAGAGCCAGAAAUUUGAGACAUGACUUGACCGAUAAAGGUGGAAGGACUUUGCAAGAUGACGGUACAUCUGCUGUUUCUUUCCAUCAUUUCUCUGUUUUUUUCACUCUGCUGUGAUCAUCUCCGGACACAUCUUAAAAGCAGCAAUGUUUUUGUCAGAGCUCCGGAAUUUUUUCCUCUGUCUCACAGCACCAUCUUUGUCAAUUCUGCUUUUGCUUUUUCAUCUUGUUUGUUUGCACCUGUGACUCUUGGGCAUACAGAGCUCUCUGUGCUUAUUGGUCAGGGGCUCACGCAAUCAAUGGCUGCAGGACAGACCCACUGCCUGUGAUCAAAACAUGUUUGAGUUAUGUUCUACAAACACAUAAUUGAAGGUCCUCAUAACAUGUCGAGUCAAAGGAGCACAUCACGACACAUCACGACACGUGGGCUGUGACCAUGACGGUUUGGGUUGCAUGAGCUCAGUCUGUAGGGAUUUGGAUUGGGAACAAGUCCCAGUAGAGACUGAGGGAUAGACUGAUGGCUAGAUCACCUUCUGGGUACGACAGAAGUGCCCUUGAGCAGAGCAAGGAACCCCCAGACUAUUUGGGUUGCAUGUCUGUGUGCAGCCCUUUUACUUGUUUGUGUAUAUUUUAGUACAGUUAAUGUGUAGCAUAAUUAAUAAGAGUGAAAUAUUGUAUUUUCCCUUUGCCUUGAUAUAGAUUCUCCCCCAAAAACUAAACCAGUAAGUCCCAGUCAGCUGUCCACUAUCACAGAGAACAACCUCUUAGCACCUCUUAGCGAGUAUGAUGUCUGAGGAAGGAGAGGGGAGGGAGGAAGAUGUGGUUGGCGUUUCCCCAAGGUCGGAUCAGGAUGAAAAGUUUAAAUAUUUUCUGUUAAAAGUGAGCUCAGUCUCAGCGCCUCUAAGGACCUAAAUUUGACUCCAUGGUUUUGAGCAGCUGUCACAUUUCAAAGCUGGUUUUAAACCAAUCCUGAAAAGCGCUAAAACGAUUCUUCACUUUGAAAGUUAAACUGAUAAAUGACUCAGUCCAAGCGGUUACUGAAGUCUCAUCACCUUUGCUUUUUGUCCGUGUGUCCUGUUCAGGCCCGACGGUCACCAGAACAACCUUCGCUCUGCCGCCUAUGAGGCUCUGAUGGAGAUUGUGAAGAACAGCGCCAAGGACUGUUACCCUGCUGUGCAGAAAACCACGCUGGUCAUCAUGGAGAGGCUGCAGCAGGUCCUGCAGAUGGAGGUGAGAUGAGGAAAGAUAUUUUUGCUUUCAGAUCAGCGUCGACAGACUGAGAGUCGGAUUCAGAAACUUGGUGGAUCAUUAUGGUGAAGAGAAAUCACAAACUUUUCCACAGAGUGUUAGUCAUGAUAGUGUUUGUCGGUGCUUUUUAGAAAUUUAGAAAGGUCUAUAGAGAAACGUUCUGAGGUUAAAGGGAUAGUUCACUUUUUUGCAGAAUGGUUGUAUGAGGUACUUAUUAUAGUGAGUAUAUUGUUCAUAGUGGAUCCUGGUCAGAUCAGCGUCUUUGAGGACAAACUUGUCAAGGAACUUAGAGACCGAAUGAAAAACACCCAGUUUUAAUCUGUGUAAUCUGUGUCUCCAGUCUCACAUCCAGAGCACCUCAGACAGAAUCCAGUUCAACGACCUGCAGUCCCUGCUCUGUGCCACUCUACAGGUGAGGCCACCAGAGCUGUCAGUCAAACUCUGUGACUCGUGGUGUGUGGCGUCUGAGCGCUUAUUGUGACAGCUUCCUGUGUGUCUCCUUGCAGAACGUCCUGCGUAAGGUGCAGCAUCAGGACGCCUUGCAGAUUUCUGACGUGGUCAUGGCGUCUCUGCUGCGGAUGUUCCAGAGCACAGCUGGCUCCGGAGGCGUUCAAGAGGACGCUCUGAUGGCUGUGUCCACGCUGGUCGAAGGUAUACACACACACGCACAUAUGCCGCUCUCCGGUCAGAAAUAAAGGUGUGUGUUGGUGUUGAAAACGGGAGGCUGACUGUUUUUCUGUGUUUCAGUUCUGGGCAGCGACUUCCAGAAGUACAUGGAGCCUUUCAAACCUUUCCUGGCAAUCGGACUGAAGAACUACGCCGAGUAUCAGGUGAGUUUAGCAGCUUCAGUCACACAAAAGACGUGACAGUAGGCGGGAGGUAAACCAAAUGAAAGACAGGUGGUUCUAAAGACUAGUGGUGUGUCCCAAAUCGGACACUUCCAUACUAAAUACUUAGAUUUUUCAAAUUGAGUAUUCUAAGCAUACUAUGUACCUAAUCGCGCAGUGCUUGAGUUUCAAGGGUGCAGUUGCACUCACCGGAAAUGAUGACACGAUUUCUUCUUCUACGCCAAUUUGUCACCGGCUAGCUCUGCAUCGGCUAAUUACUGCCACCUUUUGCCUGGGCUCAUUCAUCCACUUUUGAGGUGUAAUUAGCCAUUCUUACUGAUGAAAUGAGUGCGGUGAGUGUCCACAGUUAGAUACCCAAAAUCUUGACCGAUUUGAGUAUGUCAUCCAGGUACUUUUGCCUACUCCAUUUUCGCAAACUAUCCAUACUUUUUUCCAUUUUGCAUUGAGUAUACUCAAAAUUUUAAGUAUUCAGUACUGGAAGUAUGCAGUUUGGGACACACCAUAGGUGUAACAGUCAUUUGUUCAUAUUGACCAGCUCUAUUUGGGUUCCAAUGUCUUUCAUUAACAGUUUAUAGAUUAUACGGUAUCAGUUUAAUUUUUUUAGUCUGUUCUGAUUUUCCUGCCUCCUGAAUGCUGAUUCAGCCUCACAGUCACCUGAUGCUAUAAAUAGACCUCACCUAAUCCUGAUUUUUGAAGACCCUGUGAUGGUCAAACUGUGGUCAAUCAUCUGAUCCUAUGUCUCCUCUUACAGCCAUUUCAGACAUUAAUAAUCACAACAGAAAAACAAUCAGUCUGAAGAUGAUGUUGGUGUGUUUUCCAGGUGUGUCUGGCGGCAGUGGGUCUGGUGUGCGACCUGUGCAGAGCUCUGAUGUCCAACAUCUUGCCUUACUGUGACGAGAUCAUGCAGCUGCUGCUGGAGAAUCUUGGGGUGAGGCGGGCGCGUCCGCUAACUGUGUUAAUGAGCAACUGUCUGUGCUAACGUGCUAAAAGGUUCAUCUUCUUUAAUGUGACGUUGUCUGUGUUUUCAGAACGAGAACGUCCAUCGGUCGGUGAAGCCUCAGAUCCUCUCUGCGUUCGGUGAUAUCGCUCUGGCCAUCGGAGGAGAGUUUAAGAAAUACCUGGACAUAGUCUUAGACACCCUGCAGCAGGCGUCUCAGGCACAGGUGGACAAGGUAAACAUACAAUCCCACACAUAUACACAAGUAUGAUAAAAGUUAAAGACGUGAUAAUCUAAUGUAGUUGGCUCAUAUUUGUUGGUUUUUGGUGAGUAUUUCGUCAGUUAAGCCCUGAGCAUCCUGAUUUUUUUAAAGCUCUUAUGUGUAACACCAUAAGAGAAUACAAUCAGAACAACCUGUGUGUGUUUUUGUGGUUGUGUGUGCAGACGGACUACGACAUGGUGGAUUACUUGAAUGAGCUGAGGGAGGGCUGUCUGGAGGCGUACACUGGCAUCAUCCAGGGCCUUAAGGGGGACCAGGAGAACGUGCACCGUAAGAACAAAACACACACUUCCGUGCACACGUUCUCAGUACCAGGUGACGUCGGUUCCUCCUCCUGUCUGAAGUCCUUCAGGAGGAUUUUACGACGUCACAGAGAAAUUCGGGUCUUUUUCACCCAGAAAGUUUCUGCUGUAACCCAGCGACACACAACUUCCUGGUUUUGCGAGACCCUACAAAAUAAAAGCAUAAAAACAAAAUCACACAAAGUGAAAUUAAAGUAGCUUUUAAAGAGUAAAGACAUCAAACAUCAUUUUUUCUUCCCUCCAUUAUUUUCCUUUUUCUUAUCCAUCACUUCUCUGUUCCUUUCCUCACUUUUUGUUUUUCUUCUUUUUUUAUUUCCCGUUAUUCUUUCCUACCCUCUUUUUCAUCUUUUCUGUCUUUAUUCUCCCCACAUUUCUUCCAUCACUUCUCCAAUACCUUCUUCUUUUCUCCUUGUUUUCCUUUUCCUUACCAUUUGUCUUCUGUCCUUUUUUCCUCACCUCCUUUUCUGUAUUUCGCCACCCUCUCAUCUCCCCUCUUUCAUCUUCCUCCCUCCUGCAGCUGACGUGAUGUUGGUCCAGCCUCGGGUGGAGUUUAUUCUGUCCUUCAUCCAUCACAUAGCUGAAGAUGAGGAUCACUCUGACGGAGUCGUGGCCAACGCCGCUGGACUCAUCGGGUAUGACGGGGGGGUUCUACUUUGUGUAUGUGUGUGUUUUUGUGGUCGAUGAGGAGAAAUCAUGCACCACUCUGAAAGUGUGAUGCACAAAACAACCACAACAUCUGAGACCAACAGAAACUGGUACCAGUAACAGUUAAAAAACGAAUUGUUUUACCUAAUGCACACUGCCGAGUGUGAGGAUAAUCAUGUUAAUAAAGAAAAUAAGCUACAUUUAUACUUUUCUUAAUUUUAGAUCUAAAUAAAAAAACAUAUUCUUUGCAGGUUAACUUUUCUGUUUUGUGUUAAUUUAUCUUAAUGGUCUGUGUGUUCAGUGACCUGUGCACGGCGUUCGGUAAGGACGUGAUGAAGCUGGUGGAGGUUCGUCCGCUCAUCAACGACCUGCUGACGGAGGGUCGGCGCUCCAAAACCACCAAGACCAAGACGCUCGCCACCUGGGCCACCAAGGAGCUCCGCAAGCUGAAGAGCCAGGCCUGGUAGGACACGAGAUGUGGUAGACAGACGACUGUGAUCGGUCUGUGAGGAGAAAUCAUGCACCACUCUGACAUGUGAUGCACAAAAUAACCACAACAUCUGAGACCAACACAGAAACGGAAUUGCAAACCCCGUGAUAUUCAGUUUGUCAGUGUUUCUAUCUUUGACCGAGCUGUGAGAUAAACCUCACACACUGUACCUCGAAGUCUGACCGCUGACUCUUUUCUUCUUCUUUUCUUGUCAGAUUACUGCCGGUCGGGGAAAAGAGAGAGUGAGAUUUUUUGAGAGAUGGACAUCAGUGAACAAUGAGGACAAACUGCCCCACUGGAAUAAACUCUUCUGUCUUUGUGUCGAGCGUCCGGUCGAAGCAGAAGUGAGACGAAGUGUGAGCUGAGUGAGUGUCUGUGUGUGAGAGAGAGAGAGAGAGAGAGACGUGUGAGCGAGCGAGCGAGAGAUCAUGACAUCACACCACCUUCAGUUCCAGCAGGCAACAAUGCCCCUCCCCCUUUUUCCUCCCCCCCUUUCCUCUCCCUUCAACGGCCUGUGGACUGGACUCUGACUCCCCCCUCCUCCCCCAAAUUCAAAACAAACAAAAACUCCCCCCUCCUCCUCCCACAAUCCACCUCUCUCGCUGUAGCCGGGCUCUCCUACGACAUCACGAUGACGUCACCGACCCGCCACCGCCCCCCGAGCCGGGGGGAGGGGGGAGGAGGGAAUACAGAUAAAAACACAACAAGAAAAUAAGACUUUGUGGAAUCAGCGCUACAAGGCGAGCGGACUCUGUGGAAACUUUAGAUUUUUGUUGCUCUUAUUUUUUUUCUUUUUCUUUCUGCGAGCACUCAAAAGGCGAUGGACCCUGACGGACACCUCCACCUGCUCAGUCUCCGCUGCUCAAUGCUCUUAUUCAAACAACAACAGCACUAAAUUCCUUCAAAAUAAAAGUCAAAAGCCGACGAGGAAUCCUCCGAGGAGCGAGUGCCAAAUGGAAAUAGUUUAGCGGAAAUAAAGCGCGUGGUGUGAGCUGCUGGUGAAGCGUUCAUUUUUUUAUUUCCCGCUGCACUUGGUUUGGGAACGGGUCACUCACCAUUUUUGCUUGUUUAAAAAAAUUCAGAGAAUUGAAGACGUUUGUAUGAGGUUAUAUUUUUCCAUUGCUAUGAUGAAAAUAAAGUAAAAAACAAUAAAAUAAUAUGAAACAUUCCCCAAGCAGUUCUGGUGAUUUGGCUCUUCUUGUCUGUUGGACUGAAACCUUUUGGACUCUUCUGAUUGGAAGCUGAACUUUGGCCGCCACCCACUGACGGUUUGUUUACGCCACAAACAACCUGAUUUUCUUUUUUUUUUCUUUUUGAACUCACUUACUGGCUGUUUUUGGUUGUUGCAGCUCAGCUCCUCGCUGAUGGGGAGAUCUGUUGGGACGCUGAGUUUGAAAUUUGGGUAGAAAUCACAAAAAGCUGCGAGCACGUUCAGUACCGUCUGUCGCCUUCACUCCGGGGUUGGAUCACUUCACCUCUUCUCAACAAAAAGUCAUCAGGAAAAUGAAACUCAAAAAUGGAUUUUCUCUUUAAGUGAAGUGUUUCCCACCUCUGAGGGCUCUUAUUUUGUUGAGGUGCGGCAGCCGUGGGGAGGACAAACUUCCUAUGUUGAACAUGAUGAAACUGGCUUCUCGAUUAUUCUGAAUUGUGAAUCAUUUAAAGCCAAUCUGCUUUUUAUUUCAUAUUCAACUUUAGUGAACUAAUAAAGUCUAUAUUGUACUGAA
This is a messenger RNA of Xyrichtys novacula (pearly razorfish), 20407 nucleotides long. The record is from the annotation of a GenBank genome assembly. Lineage: Eukaryota; Metazoa; Chordata; Actinopteri; Labriformes; Labridae.